Messenger RNA from Haemorhous mexicanus (house finch), 1549 nucleotides. RefSeq names its product G protein subunit gamma 7 (gene GNG7). The transcript has 5 exons. Gene Ontology annotation, cellular component: heterotrimeric G-protein complex. Gene Ontology annotation, molecular function: G-protein beta-subunit binding. The record is from RefSeq and is a predicted model, not a curated record. The coding region runs from base 271 to 477 and encodes 68 amino acids. Gene Ontology annotation, biological process: G protein-coupled receptor signaling pathway. NCBI's taxonomy places the organism in Eukaryota, Metazoa, Chordata, Aves, Passeriformes, Fringillidae.
GGGCCGGCACCGCCCGCGGGCCAGCAGGGUGCGUUGCGCCGCGCGGUGUCUGAGGCGGCGGCUCCGCUCCGCGCCCGCCGCGCCCGCUCCCGCCGGUACCGGAGAUUUGUCCUUUCCCCCCUGCAGCGAGUGCCAGAGGAGGUGGGGACACCUGCCCAGGAGCCAUCGAGGAAUCCAGAAAAAAAAUCGAGGAAUCCACCCCAGGAGAACGAGGCUGCUCUGCAGUAGGAAGGAUUCUGCUGUGCUGGGGCCCGGAGCCGAUGGCAGAGAAUGUCCACGACUAACAACAUAGCUCAGGCUCGGAAGCUCGUGGAGCAGCUCCGCAUCGAGGCCGGGAUCGAGAGGAUCAAGGUCUCCAAAGCAUCCUCGGAGCUGAUGAAUUACUGCGAGCAGCACGCUCGGAAUGAUCCUCUCCUGGUGGGAGUUCCUGCUUCUGAGAAUCCCUUUAAGGACAAAAAGCCCUGUAUCAUCCUAUAGCUGUGGAUCCUUCUGGAAGGAAAUCCCCAUCCAGCCUCUGGAUCCAGGCUCCUCCACACCUCCACCUGCACCCAGGGGUAAAAACUCAACGCUGGCUUCAAACAGAACUUAAAAAUUCCCAAGAAAAAACAAAACAAAACAAAAAAUCCAAGAAAAACAAAACAAAAAACCCACCCAAAAAAACAUCCUGAAAAGAGAAAUUUGGAAGCAGGGGUUUUUAGGGAAGGGGUGGCUGCUUCCUAGGAAGGAAAUUGGGAUUAAGAAUUGGAAUCAGGAUUUUAACAUUUAUCCAGGGUUGAAGGAGGAAAGGAAGGGCUGGGGGGGGGAUUUUUUUAUUGGGAUAUUUGGAUUUGGGAAAGGGGUGGUGGAGGAGGAGGUGGGGGGGUCAUUCCCAGUGGGUUGUGAGAGCUGGGCCUGGAUCCAACCAGAGCCCAACCAGCAGGAAUUUCCUCUGGAGAAGGGGUGAGGUGGGAACCAUUUUGUAAAAAAUCAGUACAAAAACAAAAAAAACCCCAAAAUCCUCAAAUCCAGCUGGAAGAAUCCCUGUUGGGAAUGGCCAAAGGGAGGCUGAGGAGGCUUUUCCCUGCAUCCCAUGGCUCUGCUGGAAUCCAGGGAUGGCCCUGCAGGGGAAUUCCCAGCUGGGAGAGAUCCCAGGAGGAAUUUUAGGGAGCCCCAGGGAUGGGGGAGGUCGGGAUCUUUGGGGGGGUCUCUGUGCUGUCCCCAAAUUCAGGGAGGGAGGGAAGGGAAGGAGCUUCCUGGUGCAUCCAGAAUCUUGGAAAAACCGACUUUUGGGGGGAGUUUCAACCCAAAUCAGCAAAUUCUCAGCGUUUCCCAUCUCCCUUUUCCACACUGGAAUUCUUCCCACUAAAUCCAGGCCCUGGGAAAUGUCCAGGGAAGUUUAGGGCAGAUGGGGAAGGGGAGUGGAAGGACCAGUUCUGUUCCCAUCCCUUGGGAAUCUGGGACUGGGAUUGAACUGGGAGAGCUUGGAUCUCACUGGGAUGACCUGGCAUGGAGGGAGAGCAGGGAAAGGGGAACAGGAAAAGGGGGAGCAGGGAAAGGGGAGAAGGAAAAG